CCCACGCGCAACAUGGCCGCCUCUGUUUCACCGCUACUACGCUACUCCUUCCGUAUCCGUUAUGGUUCAUCACUAAACCAUCCAUGCUGUCGUGUCAGAUUGCAAAUGCACAGAAAAUGCGACUACCAGCGAAGACAUUUUCAUCCGUCAGGAAGCAGACAUGCAGCUGUGGUGCUCUCGGGGACAGAACUUGCUCGGCAGAUCCACAGAGAGAUCCAACGAGAGGUGGAGGAGCUGGUCGCCCAGGGCAACAUGAGGCCUCACCUGGGGGUGGUGCUGGUGGGGGACGACCCCGCCAGCCGCACCUACGUCCGGAACAAGACCAGAGCUGCCAGCGUUCUGGGUAUUUCCAGUGACACGGUGCUGAGGCCCAGCUCUGUCUCUCAGGAUGAGCUGCUGGAGCUGAUUGACAAAAUGAACCGAGACUGGAAGAUCAGCGGCCUGUUGGUGCAGCUGCCCCUGCCAGGUCACAUCAACGAGAGGGCGGUGUGCAACGCCAUCGCCCCAGAGAAGGACGUAGACGGCUUCCACAUCGUGAACAUUGGGAAGCUGUGCCUGGACCAGCGUGCCAUGGUGCCGGCCACCCCCGCAGCCGUGUGGGAGAUCCUCCACAGAGCCGGCAUAGAGACCGUGGGGAAGAAUGUGCUGGUGGCCGGACGCUCCAAGAAUGUGGGGAUGCCCAUCGCUAUGCUGCUCCACUCUGACCGUACUCACGAGAGACCUGGAGGUGACGCCACGGUAACCAUGGCUCACAGGUGCACUCCCAGAGAGAGGCUGAGAGAACUGGCCAGCCUGGCGGACAUCCUGAUUGCAGCCGCAGGAGUCCCAGGGUUGAUCACAGCAGACAUGGUGAAGGAGGGAGCGGCCGUUAUAGACGUUGGGAUUAACCGUGUCCGGGACCCCGCCACCGGGAAGCUGCGUCUGGUGGGGGACGUGGACUUUGAGGGUGUGAAGGAGAAGGCAGGGUUCAUCACCCCUGUUCCUGGAGGGGUGGGGCCUGUGACAGUGGCUAUGCUAAUGAGGAAUACUGUCACUGCUGCCAGAAAUGCCCUGACACACUGACAUGUCUGCUACACAGGUUCAUACAUACAGUACUACUGGGCCGUGUACUGUGCUGACAUGCAGUGUGUGCAGUGAGUUGGGCAUCAGAUUCAGCUAUAAUGCAGUCAACACUCAUCCACUGAGCAUUUCCAAUGUUUUGAUGUUUGAUUUGGAUGAACUUGUUCUGUUGCAAAACUUUGAAUUCAUCCUGACGUUUUGUUGAUGAUUAUCUAUAUUGGUAUUUAUCUAUUAGUUGUAGUUUUUUUCUUUACUAAUUUUAUUUAAGGUUUUUGUGAUUUGUAUUUUUUCUACUGAAAUUUGUGCUCUGCGUACAGUUAGAAUAUGAAGUUUUAAGAUUGUUUAACUAGAAAAGGGACUGAAUAUAAGGUUUAUGCGUGAAUUAAUAGCCUACUGUGUCAUUUAAUCUUUUCUAAGCUGUCAGGAUUUCCCAAACAAGUACUUCAAUGUCCUCGGACGACCUUUGUGAGAUCAUUCUCAGGCCUAGUUGUAGUACAUCAUGUGUAACCAAACAAAAACCAAGAACCACCUUCACUUUAUGAUGAA
Messenger RNA from Hypomesus transpacificus, 1605 nucleotides. It is a transcript of the gene mthfd2l, whose product is annotated as methylenetetrahydrofolate dehydrogenase (NADP+ dependent) 2 like. The record is from RefSeq and is a predicted model, not a curated record. The coding region runs from base 13 to 1062 and encodes 349 amino acids. The transcript has 8 exons. Gene Ontology annotation, biological process: tetrahydrofolate interconversion. Gene Ontology annotation, cellular component: mitochondrion. Gene Ontology annotation, molecular function: methylenetetrahydrofolate dehydrogenase (NADP+) activity; methenyltetrahydrofolate cyclohydrolase activity; methylenetetrahydrofolate dehydrogenase (NAD+) activity. Lineage: Eukaryota; Metazoa; Chordata; Actinopteri; Osmeriformes; Osmeridae.